This is a messenger RNA of Dipodomys spectabilis (banner-tailed kangaroo rat), 3042 nucleotides long. RefSeq names its product GRIP1 associated protein 1 (gene Gripap1). The record is from RefSeq and is a predicted model, not a curated record. Gene Ontology annotation, cellular component: glutamatergic synapse; extrinsic component of postsynaptic early endosome membrane; postsynaptic recycling endosome. Bases 20 to 2539 code for a protein of 839 amino acids. Gene Ontology annotation, biological process: regulation of recycling endosome localization within postsynapse; regulation of modification of synaptic structure; neurotransmitter receptor transport, endosome to postsynaptic membrane. The transcript has 26 exons. Lineage: Eukaryota; Metazoa; Chordata; Mammalia; Rodentia; Heteromyidae.
GGGUGGGGGGGGGAGGAACAUGGCGCAAGCUCUGUCUGAGGAGGAGUUUCAGCGGAUGCAGGCUCAGCUCCUAGAACUUCGGACAAAUAACUACCAGCUUUCAGAUGAACUACGGAAGAAUGGUGUUGAACUUACCAGUCUUCGACAGAAGGUUGCCUACCUGGAUAAGGAGUUGAAUAAAGCUCAAAAGGCACUGCACAAGAGCAAGAAAGCUCAGGAAGUCGAGGUACUCCUGAGUGAAAAUGAGAUGCUACAGGCAAAACUGCACAGCCAGGAAGAAGACUUCCGUUUGCAGAACAGCACACUUAUGGCUGAGUUCAGCAAGCUCUGCAGCCAGAUGGAACAGCUGGAGCGGGAGAAUCAGCAACUGAAGGAAGGGGCUGCUGGAGCAGUGGCCCAUGGGUCACAUGUGGAUGGGGAGUUGCUGAGACUGCAAGCAGAGAACACAGCUUUGCAGAAGAAUGUGGCAGCCCUGCAGGAGCGUUAUGGGAAAGAGGCUAUGAAGUCCUCAUCUGUGAGUGAGGGCCAGGGGGAUCCCCCAAUGGAACCAAUCCCUACAGCUCCGGCCCCCCUGCCACUGGCAGAGGUGGAGUUGAAAUGGGAAAUGGAGAAAGAGGAGAAGAGAUUGCUCUGGGAGCAGCUACAAGGCUUGGAGAGUUCAAAACAGGCCGAAACAUCCAGGCUACAGGAGGAACUAGCUAAGCUUUCUGAGAAACUGAAAAAGAAACAAGAAAGUUUUUGCCGUCUGCAGACAGAGAAGGAGACAUUAUUUAAUGACAGCAGGAACAAAAUAGAGGAGUUACAACAACGAAAGGAAGCUGACCUCAAAGCCCAGUUGGCUCGCACCCAGAAGUUACAGCAGGAACUUGAGGCUGCCAAUCAGAGCUUGGCAGAACUAAGAGAUCAGCGACAGGGAGAACGCCUAGAACAUGCAGCAGCUUUGCGGGCCCUACAAGAUCAGGUGUCCAUCCAGAGUGCAGAUGCGCAGGAACAAGUGGAAGGGCUAUUGGCUGAGAACAAUGCCUUGAGGACUAGCCUGGCUGCUCUGGAGCAGAUCCAAACAGCAAAAACACAGGAACUAAAUAUGCUCCGGGAACAGACCACUGGGCUGGCAGCUGAGUUACAGCAGCGACAGACUGAAUACAAAGAUCUCAUGGGACAGAAAGAUGACCUCAACUCCCAGCUCCAGGAAUCACUAAGAGCCAAUAAUCGGCUGCUGGAACAACUACAAGAUAUAGGACAGGAGAAGGAACAAUUGAUCCAGGACCUCCAGGAGGCACGGAAGAGUGCUGAGAAGCGGAAGGUCAUGCUGGAUGAGCUAGCAAUGGAGACGAUGCAGGAAAAGUCUCAACACAAGGAAGAGCUGGGUGCCAUCCGAUUACGUCAUGAGAAGGAGGUGUUAGGAGUACGUGCCCGCUAUGAGCGUGAGCUCCGAGAGCUGCAUGAGGACAAGAAGCGGCAGGAGGAGGAGCUCCGUGGACAGAUCCGGGAGGAAAAGGCUCGAACCCGGGAGCUGGAAAACCUUCAGCAGAUGGUAGAGGAACUUCAAGCUCAGGUACACUCAAUGGAUGGAGCCAAGGGCUGGUUUGAACGGCGUUUGAAGGAAGCUGAGGAAUCCUUGCAGGAGCAGCAGCAGGAACAAGAGGAAGCUCUGAAGCAGUGCCAGGAGCAGCAUGCUGCUGAGUUGAAGGAUAAGGAGGAGGAGCUACAAGGUGUGCGGGACCAGCUCCAGCAGGCCCAGGAGGAGAGAGAUGACCAUGUGAAGACCAUCAACAGCCUGAAGCAGGAGGUGAAAGACACAGUGGACGGACAGCGGAUCCUGGAGAAGAAGGGCAGUGCUGCACUCAAGGAUCUCAAGCGGCAGUUACACCUGGAGCGGAAACGGGCUGACAAGCUGCAGGAGAGGCUGCAGGACAUCCUCACCAACAGCAAGAGCCGCUCAGGCCUCGAGGAGCUAGUUCUCUCUGAGAUGAACUCACCAAGCCGGACUCAAACAGGGGACAGCAGUAGCAUCUCCUCCUUCAGCUACCGGGAGAUCUUGCGAGAGAAGGAGAGCUCUGCCGCUCCAGCCAGGUCCUUAUCUAGCAGCCCUCAGGCCCAACCCCCUCGGCCAGCAGAGCUAUCAGAUGAAGAAGUAGCUGAACUCUUUCAGCGGUUGGCUGAAACACAACAGGAGAAAUGGAUGCUGGAGGAGAAGGUUAAACAUCUAGAAGUGAGCAGUGCCUCGAUGGCAGAGGACCUUUGCCGGAAGAGUGCCAUCAUUGAGACCUACGUCAUGGACAGCCGGAUUGAUGUAUCUGUGGCAGCAGGCCACACAGACCGAAGUGGGCUGGGCAGUGUCCUAAGAGACCUAGUGAAGCCAGGCGAUGAGAACCUUCGGGAGAUGAACAAAAAGCUGCAGAACAUGCUAGAAGAGCAGCUUACCAAGAAUAUGCAUUUGCACAAGGACAUGGAAGUUCUGUCCCAGGAAAUUGUGCGUCUCAGCAAGGAGUGUGUAGGGUCUCCUGACCCAGACCUACAGCCCGGAGAAGCCAGCUAAAGAUCUGCAGACUGCAACUACUCCUUCCCCUUUCCAGCCCCCAGGAUGCCUUUCCCUUGGGCUGUGGUGGGAAAAUGAAGGCUGGCAUCAAAAUCUAGUAGUUUGGGAGACUGAACAUUAAAGGGGCAAAGGCCUAUGGCUGGUGUUAAUACCUGUCUUAGGGCAAAGGCCCCUAGGGAGUAGGGGUAGGGAAGGGUCCCAAGGGAAGGGCAGAGAAUUCUCCUUCUUAGCCCUAGUCCAGGGGCUUCUGCCUUCAUCUCUGCAUGAGCUCUCCCUCCCAGAGAACAACUCUUUUUUUAAAUUAUUUUAUUUUAUUUUUUAAUUUAUGUUUGAAAGCCUGGCUACUCUACAUUUGGGAAUGGGGAUGUUGGGUGGGGAUGCGGUCCAUGUUCAGCAUUCUAGCAAUAUGUGUGUGCGUGUGUGUAUGUAUGUGUGCUCGCGCGCGCGUGUGUAAAGGCUGUGCAGCCAAAAUACCAUCUGGCCAGACGGGCCCACCCACUGAA